Tilletiopsis washingtonensis is the source of this 1422-nucleotide messenger RNA. RefSeq lists its product as hypothetical. The record is from RefSeq and is a predicted model, not a curated record. The coding region runs from base 1 to 1422 and encodes 473 amino acids. The transcript is spliced from 4 exons. Lineage: Eukaryota; Fungi; Basidiomycota; Exobasidiomycetes; Entylomatales.
AUGUCCGCACGCCGCCUCGUCGCACGCGAGACACCCUCGCCCGAGCCGUGCGAGAUGCGCACGCACGACGACGACGGCAUCCCCUACCUGCAUCCGCGCCGCAUUCCGCGCGCCGACGAGCUCUUGGCUGCUGCCGUCGCGGCGGCGCUGGCCGGCAAGACGAAGGAGAAGCCGCUGCCGCCCGCGCUGCGUGACCCGCUGCCGGGGCCGCCCGUCAUCCGCAAGCGCCGCUUCGCCACCAGCGAGGGGCCGCAGCCGCCGCGCGAGCCGUCGCCGCCGCCCGUGCGCCGCUCCGCAAAGCAGCCCGAGCACUUCGACGACGCCCGGUACAAGAGGCAGCGCCCGCCGUACCCCAAGGACGCGCCGCCGAAGCCGAAGUCGAGCGCCUUCAAGACGAGCUGGGAGCGUCCGGCGCAGCGCCUGCCCAACCCGGGCGUCGCCGCCAUCGAGGCCAGCCUGCCUGGCCCGCCGCCGCCGCGCGUCAUUCUCGAGGCAGGGCCGCCGAAGCGCUACCGCUACGCGCCCGAGGUGCGGCGCCUGCUCGGCUUCGACCCGCUCGAGAAGGCAAAGUGGCGCGGCGGCGAGGAGGAGAAGGUGCCGAUUGUGGGCGCGGAGAACUGCGUAGCUCUCGCAGCCAUGUACCUCGCAUGCACUGCCAGGGCUGCUGUUGAGCUGCGAGCGCAGCGUGGAGCUGGCACGCACUGCGCCAUCGCUGCUGCUCUGCUUCGCUCUCUUGGCGCUGUUGCCUUCUCUCACUGCAUCGCUGGCGCGAGGAGGCUCUCGCAGCCCGGGGCCGCGGCGAGGGAGUGGGCAGGACUCGGCGCAGAGCGCGUGGGCGCGAGCGAGACUUCGCUGCGCUUCCAGUGCGAUGCGCAGCAGCAGCUGGCGGCUCGACUGGCGAGCCCUGGGAGCGUUGUGUGCGGACAGCGACGCGGCGCGCGCAGCAGCAGUGGAGUGGAGGAGCAAAGCAGCAGAACGAAGGUGCGCUCGCAGAGGCCGGUCUAUGCCUCGCACCUUCUCCUGGUGCAGAAGCGGGGAUCUGCCGUGUGCGAGCGCAUCGAGCUCCUCGCGCGUCAUGGGCCGGAGGGCCGCGCUCUUCCACCUCCUCGUCUGCGGCUCGCGCCAGGGCGUCGCAAAUGGGCCAAUGUGCGCCGGCCGGGCACCGAUCCUCGAGCGACACCGCCCGCCGAGUACGUGCGCGAGGACUCCCCGAGCAGCGUCUCUUCGCUCGAGAUCGAGUGGGACGAGUGGGACGCGGACAGCUGCGGCGAGGAGGAGACGCCGCUGCAGCGGACGGCCAGGCUGGAGAUGGCGGAGAAGAUGAGGCCCGAGGUGGAACGGCGCGCCAAGGAGCGGGCGGAGAAGGAGCGGAUAGAGCGCAUCAUGAAGGAGAUCGAGGAGAUGAGCGACAUGGAUGACUAG